Molecule: messenger RNA, 1805 nt
Organism: Magnolia sinica
Lineage: Eukaryota; Viridiplantae; Streptophyta; Magnoliopsida; Magnoliales; Magnoliaceae
Product: protection of telomeres protein 1a-like
Exons: 11
Coding region: 151-1554 (467 amino acids)
Biological process (GO): regulation of telomere maintenance via telomerase; telomere capping
Cellular component (GO): nuclear telomere cap complex; chromosome, telomeric region
Molecular function (GO): G-rich strand telomeric DNA binding; telomerase inhibitor activity
Source: RefSeq, a predicted model, not a curated record
CAAUGAAAUGGGGAUGAACGGAGGAGAAUCGUAUGUUCUGUUGAAAGAUGCAGUAGAAUACGUAAAUAAGGCUGUGAAGGUGAAUCUUUGCGGUGCAGUUGUCGAGUUUGGGUUCCCAAACAAGAGUAAAGGAUCUGCUGGUGUAAUCCGAUGUCUUCCUGCAAUCUGCUUUCGGCUUGGCAUGGGGUCAAGAUAGGUAAAUCCAGGAUGCGCAUUUGGAGGUUGGCUAUUCUCGCCAUUUGGUGGUCAGUCUGGGAGGAAAGAAAUGAUAGAUGUUUCAACGGCAGAUCUGCUUCGGUUCAAGCUGUCUGGUCCAGAGCAAAAUAUCUGUUACUUGAAUGGGAGCAUGGACUUUCUGUGAAUAUUUUCACCGAAGACAUGACAAUGCUGCCACGAGUCAGGUCCUUGGGAGAUAUAAUUGCCUUGCAUAAUGUUCUGAUGAAAGAUCACAAAGGGAAUGCACAAGCUCUUUUCAACAAGAAGUGUUCUUCUUUUGCUCUAUUUGAAGGGAAAUCUUGUAUGGGCUUUAUUCCAUAUCAGAUUUAUUCAAAUUUUCACAUUACUGAUCAGGAUGAGGUUUUAGUAACGCAAAUAAGAACGUGGUUGGCUCAUUAUAAAUUUGAUGCAGGUAUGAAUGAAUACUCACUGCAACUGAGAGAUAUUAAGGUGGGAAAGUAUUUUGAUCUAGUGUGCAAGAUUCUUCAUAUGUCCGUUGUUGUGGAUGAUGUGUCGAUUCUCUAUGUGUGGGAUGGAACUGAUGCUCCUCCAACAGAGAUUCAAAUGAACCUCGAUGAUGAAGCCAGGAUUCCCCUGCCUUUACAGUCAGAACAAUCACCUCUCUCAAGGGAUGUUUUAUGCACGUUUCCAUGUGUCGGAACAGUCUUGAGGUUCACUGUUGGCAAGUUCUUUGAAGAUAUUGGCCUGCAGUUGCAAGGCAGAGGCCAAUGGGUGAAAUUUCGUAACAUAACAUGUCAAUUGCAAUCAGGUCUGUGGAAAGGUGUGUUACUACCUACUAGCAAAAUCCGCCUUUUGUCCGACAAGGACAGUGCUGUAAAACAUUGUGAAAGAGGUUAUGUGGAACGUUUAUCAACUGGUGUCGAUCACUUGCCUCGUCCAUCGAGCAUCACAGAAAUGGGAUAUGGACAUGUGGGAUUCUCAUCAUUGAUGGAAGUUCUCACUUUUACGAAGGUAACACAGAAAUUUAAGUGCGUCGUGCGUUUUGUGGCCAUAUAUCCCUGGCAGCCUGAGGACUUCCGUUCUCCUGAGACAGGUCUCUAUAGGAUCAGAUUCACGCUCGAGGACCCUACUGCCAGAAUACAUGCGUAUUUAUAUGGGGAAGAUGGGGAAGAGUUUUUCGGGGGUUGUCCAACAAUUGAAAUAUUGACAAAAAAAAUGAAUAAAUUGCUUGGGAUACCGGAAUCUGAUGAUGCGGCAGGUGUUAAUGCAUGCAGAAACCCGCCUUGGGUGCAAUUAUGCAUAAAAUCAUAUUACCUGGAUAAAAAUGAUCCUUGGACAACAAGGCGGUAUCGGAUCUUUGGUGCUAGGCUAGUUUGACUUGCCUUCUGACGUCGCUACUUGAAUCAUGGGUUAGGUUGCCCUGACUGAGUACCUUUUUGCAGUAGUGCCUGUUAAUUUGGUUAGUUAUGCGGUUGUUGUAAAUUUGCCAUAACAACUAACUGUUAUGCCUUUUUUGAUGACUUUCGGCAUGUACAAGUGAUGUACAUAUUUGUAUAUAAAGUGUGGUAUAGACUAAAACUCAUUCUGGGUAAAUUAUAUAACAAUUGGCCAAUAGUUGUGAAUUUUCA